Molecule: messenger RNA, 1276 nt
Organism: Labrus bergylta (ballan wrasse)
Lineage: Eukaryota; Metazoa; Chordata; Actinopteri; Labriformes; Labridae
Product: gastrula zinc finger protein XlCGF57.1-like
Biological process (GO): regulation of transcription by RNA polymerase II
Molecular function (GO): DNA-binding transcription factor activity; RNA polymerase II cis-regulatory region sequence-specific DNA binding
Source: RefSeq, a predicted model, not a curated record
GAGGACACUAAGCCCCAACACAUUAAAGAAGAACAUGAGGAACUGUGGAUCAGUCAGGAGGAAGAACAGCUUCAAGGACUAGAGGAGGCUGAUACAGCCAAGUUCCCCUUCACUCCUGUCUCUCUGAAGAGUGAAGAUGAUGAAGAGAAACCUCAGUCCUCACAGCUUCAUCAGAGACAAAUUGAACAGAUGGAAACAGGAGUUGAUGGAGAGGACUGUGGAGGAGCAGAACCAGAGAGGGACUUGGAUCCAGAGAGACGUUUACAACCAGAGACUGAGGUCGAGACUGAAGACUCUGAUGAACCUGAGACUGAUGACAGUGAUGAUUGGAAAGAGACAGGAGAACAUCUGUCAGAAUUAAACUUGAAAAAUAAGAAACUAAAGACUGGUAAGAGACCACACAGCUGCUCGGAGUGCGGUAAAAGAUUUAACCAAAAAGGGAAUCUGACCAGACACAUAUUAGUUCAUAUAGGAGAGAAACCCUUCAGCUGCCCUGUUUGCAGCAAAAGUUUUCACAAUAGAGUAAGUCUGAACAAACACAUGAUGAUUCACACAGGAGAGAAACCCUUCAGCUGCUCUGUUUGCAGUAAAAGUUUUACCCAUAGACAAAGUCUGACGUAUCACAUGUUAGUUCAUAGAAGAGAGAAAUCUUUCAGCUGCUCUGUUUGCAGUAAAAGCUUUACCCAAAGAGGACAUCUGACCACACACAUGUUAGUUCAUACAGCAGAGAAACCCUACAGCUGCUCUGUUUGCAGUAAAUGUUUUAACCACAGAGGAAAUCUAACCAAACACAUGUUAGUUCAUACAGGAGAGAAAGCUUUCAGCUGCUCUGUUUGCAGUAAAAGCUUUACCCAAAGAGGACAUCUGACCACACACAUGUUAGUUCAUACAGCAGAGAAACCCUUCAGCUGCUCUGUUUGCAGUAAAUGUUUUACCCAAAGAGGUAGUCUUACCACACACAUGUCAGUUCAUACAGGAGAGAAACCCUUCAGCUGCUCUGAGUGUGGUAAAAGGUUUAGUUCUAAGAGAAAUCUGACCAGACACAUGACGAGUCACACAGGAGAGAAACCCUUCAGUUGCUCUCAGUGUGAGAAACGUUUUACCAAAAAAGUGUCUCUGACCAGACACAUGUUAGUUCAUACAGGAGAGAAACUUUUCAGCUGCUUUGAGUGUGGUCGAAGGUUUAGUUCUAAGGGACAUCUGACCAGACACAUGAUGAUUCACACUGGAGAGAAAUGCUAAUCCUUUGCAAUGGUAAAACUGAUCCAAAGGAUUC